Suncus etruscus (white-toothed pygmy shrew) is the source of this 2733-nucleotide messenger RNA. RefSeq names its product dematin actin binding protein (gene DMTN). Gene Ontology annotation, cellular component: actin cytoskeleton; plasma membrane. The transcript has 16 exons. The record is from RefSeq and is a predicted model, not a curated record. Gene Ontology annotation, biological process: actin filament bundle assembly; cytoskeleton organization; lamellipodium assembly. Gene Ontology annotation, molecular function: actin filament binding. Bases 481 to 1716 code for a protein of 411 amino acids. NCBI's taxonomy places the organism in Eukaryota, Metazoa, Chordata, Mammalia, Eulipotyphla, Soricidae.
GCCAGAGGACCCACGCCUAGGAACAGGCUGCCAGCCGAGGGCUGCGGGGCUGGAAGCAGCGCAACAGAGGGCAUCUCAGUUGGAAUAUGGCGCCGGAACAAGCUUCAUCCCUGGGGAACGGGGCACCUGUCGUUUCCUCCCUCGGCCUCUGGGCAGUGGCCACUCCCGCUGGGUGGAGCUUCGGAAAGGGAGAGUGUCGCAGGACAGCAGAUGGAGGGGAAGAAGAGGCAGCACCGAGCCAGGGGCAGGGGGAGUGAGGCCGGAUUGGCACUGGACGGAGCUCUGGGCCAGGGCAGGUCGGCGGCCCGGAGAGUCACCGAGGGAUGAGGACGCUACAGCCCGCGGGAACGCCCUGUCUGCUCUCACGGCCCCGAGCGCACGGUGCCCCGGAGCCGGGCAGAGCCUGACGCCCGGUCUUCUCUCCUCCACGCGCACGCACAGCCCUCCGGCCGCUGACCCGACCCGCCAGCUCCCUGCUGCAUGGACCGGCUGCAAAAGCAACCACUGACCUCCCCCGGGAGCGUCAGCUCCUCCAGAGACUCCAGUGGGCCCGGUUCUCCCUCCAGCAUCGUGGCCAAGAUGGACAAUCAGGUGCUGGGCUACAAGGACUUGGCUGCCAUCCCCAAGGACAAGGCCAUCCUGGACAUCGAAAGGCCUGACCUCAUGAUCUACGAGCCUCACUUUACCUACUCUCUCCUGGAGCACGUGGAGUUGCCCCGAAGCCGGGAGCGCUCACUGUCGCCCAAAUCCACCUCCCCUCCACCAUCCCCAGAGGUGUGGGCAGACAGCCGGUCCCCCAGCACUGUCUCUCAGGCUGCAGCUCCAAGAACCACAGGGACCCCCCGGACCAGCCUGCCCCAUUUCCAUCAUCCUGAGACCACACGCCCUGAUUCCAACAUCUACAAGAAACCCCCCAUUUACAAACAGAGAGAGUCCAUGGGAGGCAGUCCCCAGAGCAAGCACCUCAUUGAGGACCUCAUCAUCGAGUCAUCCAAGUUCCCUGCAGCCCAGCCCCCCGACCCCAACCAGCCAGCCAAGAUCGAAACCGACUACUGGCCAUGCCCGCCAUCGCUGGCUGUUGUGGAGACAGAAUGGAGGAAGCGGAAGGCAUCUCGGAGGGGUGCUGAGGAAGAAGAGGAGGAGGAAGAUGAUGACUCUGGAGAGGAAAUGAAGGCCCUCAGGGAGCGUCAAAGAGAGGAGCUCAGUAAGGUUACUUCCAACUUGGGAAAGAUGAUCCUGAAAGAAGAGAUGGAAAAGUCAUUGCCUAUCCGGAGGAAAACCCGCUCGCUGCCUGACCGGACCCCCUUUCAUACCUCCAUGCAAGCUGGAACCUCGAAAUCUUCCUCUCUUCCCGCAUAUGGCAGAACCACCCUGAGCCGGCUUCAGUCCACAGACUUCAGCCCAUCAUCGGGAAGUGAGGCUGGCAGCCCAGCUUUUCUUUCCACAGGCCUGCAGAACGGAGAGGGCCAGAGGGGGAGGAUGGACCGGGGGAGCUCCCUGCCCUGUGUGCUGCAGCAGAAGAUUUAUCCCUAUGAAAUGCUGGUGGUGACCAACAAAGGAAGGACCAAGCUACCCCCUGGUGUGGAUCGCAUGAGGCUAGAGAGGCAUCUGUCUGCUGAGGACUUCUCCCGAGUCUUUGCCAUGUCUCCUGAAGAGUUCAGCAAGCUGGCCCUGUGGAAGCGGAACGAGCUCAAGAAGAAGGCGUCUCUCUUCUAGCCCCUCUCCUGCUACUGCCCUGCCUCUGCUGCAGGACCUGGAGCAGAGGGGCCUCCAUCCCGGGCAUCACCUCUUGGGGAGCAGCGAGGUGGCGCAGAAGCAGGCUUGGCUCCAUCCCUCAGGCCGAGGGGGAGGCAAGUCCUCUGAAGUGCUGGGUGCUGGGACAUGGCCUCUCCCCACAGUGAGCUGGGCCUCCCUUGUCUUUCCUGCUGUUAAUGUUGGUGUUCCCUCCCCUGCCCCAACCAGGGUUCCCAGAAGAGUCAGGAGCAAUGAAGGUGGCACUCAGUGGUCAGGACUGUCUGCUGUCUUGAACAACAGAACCUUUGAGCCUGUAGAAGCAGGUGUAGGCAGGGAAAGCCCCAGGCCCCUGUGUGCCCCAACACUUCUCCUGCCCCCUGGGAAAGCACCCCUGCACUGGGCAUAUUUCUGCCUCCAGCUGGGGCAGCUGGGAGCCAGGCCUCCAGCAGGGAGGGCCUAUGCCCUCAGCUUGCUCUGCCUUCUCCCUCUGAACCCUGAGCUUCGAAGCCUUCUGUUCUGGCUUCCGAAGAAGCCUGGGCUUAGAAUGGAGACAUCUCGUAUUCAAACCCCAGCCUGCCAUCAGCCUCCAGGCAGCUGGCUAGAGUGCUACCUUCCAGCACCAGCCCAGGUCCUUGGUAGAAACCAGGUCUCUGAGACCUGGAUGGGACCAUGACUACCAGAUUGUGCCCAUAUCCAUGCACUCCCACCAUGCUCUCUAAAGAAUGUAACUUAUUGGGGCCCUCAGCUGCUUUCCUGCCCUGCUGUCUGCCUGGUCUUGAUCACACGCCCAGCUUUCCUCUCUGCAGACACACAUAUGUAUAUACUUAGAUAUUCUUUGCCUGGGUCUGGGUUUUGUUCCUGCCAGACCCUGGCAUCCCUUUCUACUUUCUGUGUGUGUGUGCGCGCAUGUGCGUGUGCACGCACAUGGGCAUGUGUGCAUAUGGUAAUGCUGGAGGAGGGGCCUCUGCUUGGAAUUAAAGGUUGCACUGGGUCCCCUCA